CGUUCACUGGUUAAUCACAAAAUUGUCCUCAUCAUGAAUUUAUGUAAACUUAUCAGAUGUAUGUCUGUUUCAAACAGCGGGGGUCAUGGAUUUCACAGCUCCACAGUAAUAGGGUUUGGAGUUUCUCAAGUUCACCAGGGCAUUCCGACCGUAUCAAAGUCCAAGAAACUUCUACUGAUGUCACAAGAACAGCUAACACGCCGGAAGAAAAAACUGGAAAAAGAGCUCAGGCGUUUGUCACGACAAACCAUUCGUGACCUACGACCAAUUGAGGAGCUGGAGACACCGCCACAACUGAAGAAGGACAUCAUGUCAGGGCGGCGGGAUCGUGCAAUAGACCCUCUGACCCCGGAACAACUGGAACAGGAAAUCCUCUUGGAAAAGGAAUGGUGUCGUCACAAGAUGGCUGAACACCUGGAGAACUGUCGCGCCUUCAACCGGCUCUGGAGGACCCAGGACAGAGCCUUACAAAUGCUGAGGGAGGAGUCAGAGGAGCUUUAUAUACAAGCUAAACAGCUUGACCCAAAACUUCUGGAGUACAGUUUGAAUGGACCGGUGAACACAAUGCCGAUCGAAGGCUACUUGGCUCAAGAUGGAAAAUAUAUCGAUCACACCGAUUACUUUGACGAUUUGGAAAAAUAUGAGGAAUUUGCUCAAAGCUUGUUAGACAAGAAGAAAAGAUAAAAGCUAAGAUCAAAUACAUGUACUUUUUUCGAAGAAAAGUCAAGAUAAUGUGAAAUUGUUUGUGUAAUCAUUGGUGGUGACUUUGUGAUAUCUUUUUUAACUUUGGUUAGAACUUAAAAACUCAGAGAUUCAAAUGACAUUUGAUACAUAUGUUACCAGUUACCGUAUUCAUAUGAGUUGUGUACCAUUUAAUAACUGUUUAGUUACGCCCAUGUAAAGACAACAACAGUUGAGCCUUUACACCCGCUUACAGUGCUCUUAUUGAGGUUUUUAGCUCGACUAUUCGAAGAAUAGGUGGGCUAUACUACUCGCCCCGGCGUCGGCGUCCGGUUAAAGUUUUAGGGCAAGUUGGGAUUUUCACUUAUAAGUCCAAUACCUUUCAUUCAAUUGAGUUAAUACUUCACACAGUUGUUCAGGGCCAUCAAAUGAUGAGGUUAGAUAACUCCAUAUUAUUCUUUACACAGAUUAUGGCCCCUGAUUGACUAUGAAACUCAGGUUAAAGUUUUAGGGCAGGUUGGGAUAUUUAUAAAUAACUUCUAUACCCUUUGUUCAAUUGACUUAAUACUUCACACAGUUGUUCAGGACCAUCACACAAUGAGGUUACAUAACUCCAUAUUAUCCUUAAUACAAGUUAUGGCCCCUGAUUGACUUAGGUUAAAGUUUUAGGGCAGGUUAAAGUUUUAGGGCAAGUUGGGAUGUUCACUUAAAACUCCAAUACCUUUCAUUCAAUUGAGUUAAUACUUCACACAGUUGUUCAGGGCCAUCACAUGAUGAGGUUAGAUAACUCCAUAUUAUUCUUUACACAGAUUAUGGCCCCUGAUUGACUAUGAAACUCAGGUUAAAGUUUGAGGGCAGGUUGGGAUAUUUAUAAAUAACUUUUAUACCCUUUGUUCAAUUGACUUAAUACUUCACACAGUUGUUCAGGACCAUAACACAAUGAGGUUACAUAACUCCAUAUUAUCCUUAAUACAAGUUAUGGCCCCUGAUUGACUUAGGUUAAAGUUUUAGGGCAAGUUGGGAUUUUCACUUAAAACUCCAAUACCAUUCAUUCAAUUGACUUAAUACUUCACACAGUUGUUCAGGGCCAUCACAUGAUGAGGUUAGAUAACUCCAUAUUAUCUUUUAUACAAAUUAUGGCACUUGAUUGACUAUUGGACUUAGGUUAAAGUUUUAGGGCAGGUUGGGAUAUUUAUUAAAUACUUCACACAAAAUUGUUCAGGACCAUCACCCAAUGAGGUUACAUAACUCCAUAUCCUUAAUACAAGUUAUGGCCCCUGAUUGACUUAGGUUAAAGUUUUAGGCAAGUAAAAGUUAAGGGCAAGUUGGGAUUUUAAUAAAAAAAACUUCUAUACCUUUCAUUCAAUGCACUUAAUAAAAUUCAAAAUUAUUUACAAUCAUCUUACAACAAGAAACAUAACUCCAUUUUAACCCUAAAUACAAAUUGUGUCCCUUGAAUAUAUAUAUAUAUAUUUUUUUUUCUUUUGACAGGCACAUUUUUACAUUCUUAACCAGUUUUUUACCAAGGGAAAACAAGGAGGGCUAUACUAUAUGGUCAUUGAUUUUUUAUUAUAAUUUUUUUUUUUUUUUAAUUUCUUUUGAAAGGCAUAUUUGUAUAUUUUUUACCACAUUUUCAUAAUGGGAAAUCAAUUUAUUUGAAUGACUUGCGUCAUUUUUCGGGUGGUGGGAGGGCAGCAUCAAAGUCACCGUAUGUAUUGAAUAAUUUUAGUUAGGUUUGACAUAAAUAGACCAAACUUGGUAUUAUUACAUUGUUAUUGUAUUCACUUCUAAGUCAAAGCGGCGAUGUCGAGCGCGCUGUCUUACGACGGCUCUUGUUAGAAUAGUUAUGAAGUUUCUCAUAAUUAAUGACCUUUAUGUGUAAUGUGUAAUCUUUAAUAAAAAAAUGAAAGUAUUUUUCAUCCCUAGGACUGCCAAAACAUUCUGUGUUAUUAUAAUUGUGUUUCAUCUUUGGUGGUGCAUAAAAGUUGCUACCUUGUAAUGUGUAUUUCCACUAUGGCAUACAUGCACUAGUGGGUAUUAUUAAGGUAUAUUCUGUUUGCAAAUACCUUAUGAAUGCAAUAAAUUUCAACUGUA
This is a messenger RNA of Mya arenaria, 2775 nucleotides long. RefSeq names its product 39S ribosomal protein L40, mitochondrial-like. Gene Ontology annotation, cellular component: mitochondrial large ribosomal subunit; mitochondrial ribosome. The transcript has 6 exons. The coding region runs from base 34 to 684 and encodes 216 amino acids. The record is from RefSeq and is a predicted model, not a curated record. Lineage: Eukaryota; Metazoa; Mollusca; Bivalvia; Myida; Myidae.